This is a messenger RNA of Anopheles funestus (African malaria mosquito), 8688 nucleotides long. Its product is annotated as metallo-beta-lactamase domain-containing protein 1. The record is from RefSeq and is a predicted model, not a curated record. NCBI's taxonomy places the organism in Eukaryota, Metazoa, Arthropoda, Insecta, Diptera, Culicidae. Bases 1350 to 2126 code for a protein of 258 amino acids. The transcript has 3 exons.
ACCGUUUUCAUUUACCAGUCAAGGUUGAUCACUCGGCAGGAGCGAACGGAAGCAAACGACCGCACCGGUUGUAUCCGGACGACGUCGGAUGGCCCGUAGUACGCGUAGCUUUCUUGCACUGUGUGCCCUUCCUUUGCUUUUGCUUGGCAAAACGGACCGUACCUACGAUCUACGGCGACGCAGUGCUUGUUUUUGGUGUGUUGAAAACAAACCCGCCAUCCCUCCCUCGACCCGCAUAUGAAAGAAAGCAAAGGAAAAUGUACCGUGCACCAGCCGGGCGAAAGUGCAACCGCGUGCGCGUGUGUUUAUGUGCGUGACCGGCCAUUAGCAAAAAUCUUCUUGCGUACCAAACGAAAAACGGCAAAUGGAAAGGCAAGUGUGGUGAUACGCACGACGAUGCGUGUUGUUGUUGACCCGUUGACCCCGCACAAUUUUCCCACGGCCAUGGUAAGGGUAGGGGGUGGUUAUUGGGAGGGUUGAAAGGUGUGCAAAAUUAACCCUCCCCCAAUGCGGUACGGAAAGUCAUCGCACAAAACCUGAGGGCGAAGCAGUGCAUAUGUGUGUGUGUGUGUGUAUGCGGUUUGGUCAUCGCGCGCGCGUGUAUCUGUGUUGCCGCAAAAGUGUAUGUGUGCGUCGCAAGGUUUGUGUACGCGAGUGAGUGUUUUUUUGCGUGCGCAAAAGAUAAAGAAAGCCCCCCCAACAAAAAGAAAAAUGAAAGAAAAUUCCGAAUGAAAGAGAAAAACCAAAAAGCGCAAAACAGCUGGAACGGAAAUCGCUUUCCGCUUGUUUGUUUCCGUGGGGGGCACAAACGAGCGUUUGUGGCGUGAUGGUCGCGCUAUUGAAAAAUGUGAUUUGUGAAGAAAGAAAGUAAAUAAUUAAAAAUAAAAAAACGGGUUUCCGCACAAGGAAAUCGGGCCAAUUUCGGUCCCAAAAACGGAACGAGGCGGUUGAUACCUGUCCACAAGCUACGCGUACUGCGUCACUUGCGUCGUCCGUUUUGCAGCCGGUCGUCGUUGGCUUAUUGUUCGCUCCUGCCUUGGUCAUCUUCCUUGAAAAAAGAAAAAGAAAAACGAACCACCUAGGGAUACCGAUCCCUUUUUGGUGAAAAGAUGUCGGCGUGUGUGAAUUUUCCCAUCCCUUUAACCGCCAGACCGGGACACAACUCCCCUUUGGGGCUGGGUCAGGGAACAAAAGGGAAUCGAUGAGAUGAUUUAAAAUAAAACAAACCGAGGAUACGUUAGUACGUUUGUGUUACGAUUGGUUUCUAUCGUUCGUUCGGGGUUUCGGUUCUGUUUUUCUCUCUCUGUCACGUCGUUCCCUUCUCGUGGUGCAUCACCGUCCGCAGGGUGAUGCAACGUUGGAACGUUGGGAAAGUGUUUGAAAUAAUCAAUUUUAUUUCGCAAGCUACAGUAACCCACUGCAAAGCGCUACUGAAAACCGAAAUGAAUGAAAUCAUCAUUCUGAGCGAGGGUUACUCGAAGUAUGAGGAGGAACCGACCUCAAAGCCGGACGCCCCGAUGCUGGCUAACUGCACCUGCACCCUGAUCAAAGGCCCCGAUUGCAACGUAAUCGUCGAUACGAUGACACCUUGGGAUGGCGAUCUGCUUUUGCAGCGACUGCAGGAGCAUCAGCUGCAUCCGGACGACAUCGACUACGUCGUGAGCACACAUGGACAUUCCGACCAUCUGGGGAAUAAUAACCUUUUCCUGCGGGCGAAGAGGCACAUCGUUGGCACUAAUAUUUCCCACCGGAAUCGUUACUACGUCCAUGAUUUCGACGCCGCACCUUUCCGGCUAACGGAUGAUAUCGAAAUUCAGGCCACACCGGGCCACACAAUGUCCUGCGUGACGGUGCUGGUAGCAAGAAGCAACCUAUCCCCCGAUGGAGAACUACCGGUUGCAAUAGUGGGCGAUCUGUUCGAGCGACAGCAGGAUAUCGAUGACGAGCGGCUGUGGCUUGAUGCGGGCAGUGAGGAUGCCCGUGCCCAACGGUUCCAUCGGGCCCGCAUUGCUAACCGAGCCGAAUGGAUCAUCCCGGGUCAUGGUGGCCUGUUCCGUGUGGACGCAUCGGUACGUGAAAAGCUCAAACAUCAGGCAGAACCCGAAACGAUGGACAGUGUUAUGUAAUGGAAGCUAGAAAAUGGCGGUAAACAUGGUAGCUUGCGGUAAAUUGAUUGGUAUUGAUGUUUUGGAAAGUCGAACCGAGAUGGGAUGAAACUUGCUUCAAUUAAGCAAGCUUUUUGGGAUCGUUGGGAAAACGAUGUAAAACCUGGGAGGGGAGUUAAUGUUUGUUUCUGAUCCGUUCAUAUUAUUAUACGUGCUGUUUGUUGAACAUUUUUAUCAUGUGUUUAGCUAAAUUACACUGCACGCGCAUUUGUAAACGCCUGCGAGCAAAAUGGUUAUGUUUAAAAAGUGGUUUCAUAUAUUGGUUCCAUAUUUAGAAAACAAAAAACAAAGAAAUGAUACAGUUUUAAUGUUGCAACAUAAGAGAAACAAUGCUAUGCAAAAGAGCAAAAGAAAUAUUAAUAUAAGUGAACUAUUACAAUAUGAUUAUUAUCCGUGUAUACUUGGACAAAUGAAAUGCUAUCAUUGUGAAUUACAAAUUAUCGAUUGUUCGUUCAUAGUGUUGUUCAUGUUUAAUGGCAAGCAAGACAAAGCAAACAAAACAUACACACAAACAAAAGAAAACAAAAACACAGCAAGUAAAUUAAUUCUCCCAUAUGGAUUACCAUACCAACCUCCCCCAAAAAAAAAGGGAUAUGAUGUGUUAUAUAAUUAAAAAACAAACAAAAAAUCGGGUUAUAUAUGCCCGGUUAAACAAGAUCCAGUUACUAAUUGUUAGUGCAGCGUUGAUUGUUGUUUGUGUCGAGUGAAACGUUUCUGUUUUUCAAUGUUUUUUUCCACCGUUUUCUGCCGUAUCGUUAUGCAGACGCCAGUGGCGUGACUGCAAGCCACUGUUAGCCACUGUUGCAGUAACACUCCAUUUUUUUUCACCGUUUGAAACAUGUUUGAUGCAACGAGCAGACGUUGGGUAGCACUUGAUUGCGUUGCCCGAAGAUGGUUGAUGGUUAAGUUUAGCAAAAGAGACAGAGAGAGAGAGUGAAGAGCUUGAAGGCAACAUUAUUCGUCUGCCAAGGAAAGUGGGCAUACCAUUUGCAAAGCGAAGAGAUGAGCUUCGUUUGAAGUGGAAUUGGUAGCAUGAAGUGGUUGUGCAGUUCAGCAGAGAAUCAUUUGGUUUUCAGAGCUGGGUGAAGGUGAAUCGAACGCUUACUGAAUGAUCGCUUUUUACCGCUUAUUUCCGUAUCCUUACCGGUUUUUGCUGAUCGAACAUACUUGUGCAAAGCCGGAAAUUGAUGUGGGCCACCCACUCGGGGGGAUGUAACCCCAAAAACCAAUGUUGCACCCGGUUGCACCCGGUUCGAGGUACGAUAAGACAAGCGAUGCACAUCGGUGUGCAAAUAUUAGAAGAGAUUAGAACAAAAAUGAAAAAAAAACACACACACCCUACCAAAUGUUCUUAACGGACGGACGGCAUCACAUGCUGAAUGUUGCAGACGCAAGCUUUAUGAAAACAAAACUUACAUAAGUAUGCUUUAUUGGUAAAUGGAGAAGAAAACUGAAAAGAAGUCGAACAAAAGAAGAAAAAAAAACCAAAAACCUAGCUUUCAAUACGAAAGAAGCAUAUGAUUGGGUAGUGGGAGCAGUGGAAAAAGCUACAGAGCAUACACAAUUUACAUAAUACACGAUAUUAAAUAAGCAGUUUAUUGAUCAUACAUGUAAACGUUAGUGGACUUAGAGUUUCAAAAGUUUCUUAAAAAUACAAGCGAACGGAAGGAAGCAAAAAACAAACAACCACAACAACACACACACACACACACACUCAACAUUCAACCAGACACAGACAAAAACGGGCAAUGCAUACAGUAAGAAAACCGUAAAGUAGUUAAACCGUAUUCUAAACGGUGAAAGGUACACGAAACAGAAGAAAAGAAAAGAAGGAAAACCAUACACAAACAUUCACAAAAAACACACAAACAAAAUAACGGGAAACCAAUGGUACCAAUUUUGAAAUGGUUGUGCAAAGUAAACAAACAAACAAACAAAAAGGAAACUACCCAAUCCCGCUAGGGGAUCCCGCUACAUGAUCUUGCAGCAAGCCAAGCAGAGCAGUUCUAGUGAACGGUAGAUGAGAACAUAAAGCAAACAAAAACACAUAAUAGCAAACAUGAAGAAGUAGAGCAAGAAGAAAAACAAAAUACAUUAACAGACAUUACAAACAACAUACAAACACACACAACAAAAAGCAGAUAUAUCCUAUACACAUUUGAAAUCUAUGGGCUUACGAACAGGGUUCGCUGGUGCCGCACUUCAGCCGUUUUCCUUCUGCUUAAACAAGGGAACAGAAGGACGCUGAAGGGCCGGUCACACACACCUGAUGCCUUCUUUACGAUGCUUCUACCGAUUUGCCAACUUUUUGAGACAAUGCCACAAACACAAACACAAAUGCUCCACACAGAAACAAAGGAAAGUAGUGCGAGGCUUACAGUUUAGGAAAAGUCUCUAGGAAUAGUUGUUUUGUCUGGAACACACUAAAUAAACACCGAACAGAGUUCACACAAAGCGAAAGCUUUUAUACACCACACAUGCAAACAAAGAAAGAAAAAAAACGAUCGCGUCGAACGCUGGACAAGCGUCAUUUAUACACAAAAAAACACAUACACCCACACGGAUAUAUACAGCAAAAAAAAGAACCGUAAAUGCAUAACUCUACGUAUAAUGGAUGUUUAGUUCUUAAAAAACAAACAAAAGAAACAAGCAAGCAAAUUACAAGCAAAAAAAAGUAAUAAUAAUCGAAUAAGAGUUAUAUAUAUACAUAUAUAUUAAACAACAAAGCAAAGUAAUCAUCAUCAUGAAUCAUCCAACUCAUCCAACAGUAAUUAAAAAAAAAAAGUAGACGUUUAGUGCAAUAAACCCCCGAACAAAAAAACAAACAAAAGAUAUAGGCGUAUAAGGUUAACAUCGUCGUUGUGCGGACAGUUUCGCCGGCAAAUAAGAUCACUGGUCCGGGCGAAAUGGCGCACAAAAUGUACACCACUUGGAUCCGAAAACUUCUAGUCGAUAAGGAAAGAGAAAACCCCUGGCAAACAAAUAAGAAGAAUAAGAUGAUAAAAGCAAACUACUGGCAAGUAAUGACGUUUAUGAUAAGAACCUUUAAGAUUAGACAACAGUAAACGUUACGAGUAGAUGUAAGAGAGAACGAGAGAGUGUGUGUGUGUUAUAGCAUGAUUAGUACGAGUUUUUCUCCACUGGCCGUUCAAAGCCGGCGGUGGAGAAAGCCUGGCAAACACGAUUUUCUACUAAAGAAUAUUUAUUCGUACAACAUAUUAUAUACAUACACGUAUAUAUACAAACAUAUAUAUAUGGAUAUACAAAAGCAAAACUUAAAAAAAGCGAUAAAGUGCAUGUAGGCCCUUUAAGUAGAAAUGGCGUUAGAGAGCUAUUAAGAAACAGCAUAAUGCGAUAAAGAAGAAGAAGAAGAAGAAAAAAAAAGAACACACACACACCGAAAACAGAACAUGUUUAAUUGUUUCCUAUAAACACAAUGUAAGCAAAAUCACACAAACACACAAACACACACUUAACCAAAUGCAAAACUGAUUUAAUGAUGAUGAUGAUAAUGUUCAACCAACACAGGCAAACGCAGGCAUACUCUUGUCCAGUGUGGCCACCCUGAACCACCAUUUGCAAAAUGGUCAUGGGGGAGUAUAAAGAUAGAACCGGCUAUAAAAAAGAAGGCCAUUGUAUGGAAAACUCUCGUUUGAGAAGGGGGUGAUGAGAAUUAAAAAGGAAAGCAUAACAUGUAGGUCACACAUGUUACGAUCACAAUAGGAAUGUUGUUGUCAUAUUAAGAAUGGUACAAUGUUGUAAAGAGAAACAUAGGGGGAAAGUUAGAUGGAAAGGGUAAACACACUUAAAACAAUAAUUCGACCGCUAGAAUAGUGACGAAUACGGUGGGGUGGUAUGGUGGGCAAGGGAAAAAAGGGUAAAUACCCUUCUUUUCCCUUCCUUCAUAAGUUGCCCCCCUCAAGUGCUCUGGAGCUUUGAUGUUUGUGUUGCUGUUUGAAAACAGAACGAGAGACAUGGGAAAGUGACAAGAGCGGGAUGCUCGGGAGUUAUAAAAAUAAUCAAUAAAUAAAACAAAAGAAAAGCCCAUUUCCACGCCCCUAGCUGGCGAUGUAGCGUAGUGUUUAUGAAAGUGUGUCAGAUGAAGCAUAAACAAAACUUAAAAACAAGACACACGAAACAAAACAAAAAAAAACAAUGCGUAGAACUAAACACUAUUUCAAAAUCUAAUAUGACUAACGUAGCAUAUGAUUAUUCUAUCAGUUUGUCACAAGUAUGUGUUAUUGUUAGGAUUGCGCUAAAAAAAAAGAAAGAACCAGACAAUGGGGAACAUUGGAUAAUAAUGUUGAAUUGUAAAACCAAUUAAAGUAAUGCGCAAAAAAAAGAAAUAUAUAUAUACAUAAAUGAAUACACAACCAUAUAUAUAUAUAUACAUUAUACAUGUAAACGAAAGACGUUACAGUGGGGUGAGUAGUAGUGCAAACAUUUGUUUGAAAAGACAAAUGAAAGCAACAAACCAACACAUAUAAAAAAAAACUACAUUUAAAAAAGAAAAACCAACACAGUAUAUCUUUACGGCAAACAAUAGAUUGAAACUGAUGCUAUAUUGAUGAAGAACGAAACAGAACAAAAAAAAAGAAUCCCAAAGAAACACUCCGAUUUUUCAAAUCGUUUUCAAUCGUCGUAGCUUGACAAAUGAUGGGAAAGCAGUAAUUGAUGCAUUAUUUAAGCUUGUACUUGUUAAACGCGAGAAAGCGCAGCCACACACACAAACACACAAAAACAGAUACAUACCGAAACAAUACACAUCCAUAAAACACCACUAACACAGUGUGCUGGUCAGCCCUCAGAAACACACCACAAUAGACAAACCAAAACACACAGAAACAAUGUAGGAACGCUGAAGAAAGGUUUAAGAAAUGGAUUAAGUGCUAAAACAAAACACUACUAUUUAGCUAUUACACAUUAAACCAACUUUAAAUGAUGGAAAUGUGGUUAAAAAGGGAAGUGGAAAACAAUUUCCCCUUCCCGGUUGCUGAAGUUUUGUGAGUUAUGAAAUAUGCAGUAGCAAAACUAAAAAGAAAGCGUUACAGUUGAACACAAAACAGACCCACAAACAUUGUUAAGUAUGUAUUCGAACGCAUGUUACAGUUCAGAGGAAAGCAGAAGAACGAAGAAGAAAAAAAACGUGUGAGCAAAAAGAAUGAUUACAUAAAUCACACACAGAAGACGAAAGAAGAAAAAAAAACACUCACAAACAUACAAUUUUAGGAAAGAGCUGAAAUUUGGUGUCAAAAAUAACACCAGAUUUUUUCUGUUUGUUUUGGGAAAAACAGCAACAUCGCACUCGCACGCCAACACUGCUAUAAUCAGGCGGAAAGAAAGUGGCAAUGAACGCUAGAAAAGCAAUCAAGCUAGAGAGCAAAAGAAAUGUGUGACAUAAUGCACAAUAAAGCCCCGGCAGAUAAAUAAGCGCGUACCAUCCGGGUGUGAUGAUGUGACAAAAUGGUAGCAAGCAAGAAAAAAAAACGAAAUACAAUCAGGUGAUAAAAACAACAUCCAUCACAAACUGAAGAUGAAGGACAUGCGGCCAAACAUAACGUUUUGCAAGCGAUUGCGGUAACGUUUGUCACACACACACACAUGACAGUGAAGGUAGAUGGAAAGGAAGAGAAAGAGCAAAACAAAAAAGGGAGCUUACACAGCUUACAAAUAACAAACCUAAUGAUAACGGAGAGCGAGAUGAUGUAAUGGGAAGUGCAAAAAGCAGCAGCAACGGUAACAAUGUGCAACGUUGUGGACCAUAACAGGAAAGAAAACUGUCAAAUUGAACAUGAAAAAAUAACACACGCACACAUAAACAAAAAAACACUAUACCGCAGUGAAAAUAGUAAAAGAAGCAACAACAACAGAGAAAAAAAAUCAAUGCACAAAAAAUGAAACCAGCAUACAGGAGCAUAUAUUACAGGAAUAUAGAUUGCUACAUCACAAAAUGAAAAAAGAAAACAAACAAGAGAAGCACAGCAAAGAAGCAACAAAAAAAACAAGGAAACCAACAACAGCAAAAGAUAAUUCACAUAUAUCAGCGCACAACAGACCACCCGAUACCCGGUGGGUGUGAUUGCUUUUGCCGGCACGCUACCAAAAUGCAGCCCGGAAAAAUGAUUAAUUGAAAUUCACAAUGUCAUCAAGCAAAACGACAUCAUCGACAAAACAGACAUCACAGCCCAGACACACACAGACAGUAAUCAACCAUAUUUUUGGCCGCAGAAAAAAACAACAACAACAAUUCCAGUGCUUAAUAGAUAAAGAAAAAUGGAAAGGAAAAGAAAGAAAAGGAAAAAAAACACACACACAACAACAAAUAAGAAAAAUGGGAAAGAAACAACAUGAAAAAGGAAAGCAUGAAAAAUAGAAAAAGAAAUGUGUUAAGUAUGGGAAAAGUACCGGAAAUGGCUAAACACAAUCAUACGCCCCGGUAUCUGGAAACAGUUGUAAAACGUUAAAAACCCAAGAACAAGAAAAGAAGAAACAAAAACACAAAACACAACCAAAAAAGGCACAA